Anopheles marshallii is the source of this 1224-nucleotide messenger RNA. RefSeq lists its product as uncharacterized. The coding region runs from base 1 to 1224 and encodes 407 amino acids. NCBI's taxonomy places the organism in Eukaryota, Metazoa, Arthropoda, Insecta, Diptera, Culicidae. The transcript has 5 exons. The record is from RefSeq and is a predicted model, not a curated record.
AUGUCUGCGCUGAGCAAGUACUUUGAGCAGGCGCUGGCGGGCGUUAGCUGCCGGGAGAUUCUCCAUCCCGGUGUCGACUGUGGACGGUUCGCGUGGAGCAACCUGUUCGGUACCGCGCACUCCAACGUACACUUCUUCCUGCCGAUAUCGUUGCUUCGACUGCUGCUACUCAUCUACAACCGGCGCGCAGUAUCCGUUGCCAUCCUGCAGCAAACCUGCCGUGAGUUCGGUGCCAUGAUGCUGAACGCGCUCUGUGUGGCCAACUGCUGGACCGGCAUGUUUUGUCUGAUCAUGCGCACUACCGGUCGCAUACACGACAACUUUUCCGUCUCGCUGGCCCCGCUGCUCGGGUCGUGCGCCAUGUUUCUGAUGCCGGCGUACGUACAGACGACCCACGCCAAGGCCAUCUUUGUCGCGAACCUCGAGUGUUGGAUUAAAUCGCGCGAGGCCAAACUUAUCGCGUGGAUGCGCGAGUCCCGAGUCGUCGGGACCGUCUGCUUCAUGCUGCUUAGUGCGGGAAUAGCACGGUACGCACGCAAAACUCGACACCGAACGGAGUUUUGGUUCAUACAGCCACUCAAGCGCAGAUACCAGCAACAGCCGCAGGAGAAGCGCAAUGGGACGGCGUGUGAGCGUGUUUGCUAUCAUCAGGAAGGUACCUGCGCUCGGUACGUACUAAGCGGCAUGCGAACGUACUUUACCUUCGGUGCGAUACUGGAGCUAGCCCGGCGAUUGAUUGUCACGAUCGGCCAGCUACAUCAGACACCCUCCGAAAGGCUUCGCUCCCUAUUAAACCUACGCUACAGGCUGAUACUCUUUCUGACGCUCUACAACGGAACAUUCCGGCUGGUGACGUGUCUGCUAGCUAGGCGACGUCAGCAGGUAAAGGCGUACGAUAACACGCUGGCCGGUUUCGCAAGUGGCUGCUGGUACUACAUAUGUCCGAGCUACAAUAUCUUCAACCUUGCCGUAUGCGCCUUAACGCAGACACAUUGGAACUUCUUGAUGGAGAAGUACGCGAAGAUGGCGCUAGUACAGCGGCUUGAUCGAGUCUCCUUCUCGUCGCUCGUAUGGAUCAUAUCGAUGUGCUAUGUUACCUACUCGCGCGCCUACUACCCAUGGGCGAUGUCCAAGUUUGCCCUCAAAUUUAUCGACAUCUGCUCCAACUACGCCUCUCGAACUGCGUCUGAGAAUUUCGCUGCUCGCUACUUAACCUCACAUUGA